Molecule: messenger RNA, 594 nt
Organism: Rotaria sordida
Lineage: Eukaryota; Metazoa; Rotifera; Eurotatoria; Philodinida; Philodinidae
Source: the annotation of a GenBank genome assembly
AUGAUAAUAGCACUAUUUAAAAUGGCUGAUUUAAAUACAGUAGUUGAAGAUGUUCCUGCUGAAGCUUCCGGUUCAGAAAAACGUAGUUCAAAACCACGUGUCUCUGUACCUCGUAAUCAAAACUUACCCGGCACUAGUGGUUUUGGUGUAAAUGCUGCAGCUGCAGCUGCACGAGCUCGUCGUCAAUCAUCUCGUACUUCAAUUCCUCGUGCUGGAUUUGAUCGUCGACUUAUUCGAUAUGAAAAUACAUAUCGAAUGGAACCUGAUGAUGAUCAUAAAGUUGAUAUAGCUCGAUUACGUCGUGUUGCAACAAGUGUUAUUGAAACAGCUAUAUCUGGUUAUAAAUAUGAUCCAAAUCAAGGAAAACAAUUUUCUUUAGCCUUAGCUGAACGUAUACGUGGUCAAAUAAAACAAUUACCAUUUCAACGUUAUAAACUUGUUGUACAAGUAACUAUUGGAGAAAAGAAAGGUCAAGAUUUACGUGUAGCUAGUCGAUGUAUAUGGGAUGUAAAAUGGGACCGUCAUUUAACAAUUUCGAAAGAAACAUCAGAUGCUUAUGUAACUGUAACAAUUUUUCUUGUUUAUACAGACUAA